AUGGCCCUGCUCCUGUGGGUCUUCAGCCUACUGGGCUUCAUCUGCUCGGGUUCGGCCAACAUCUUUGAGUACCAGGUGGAUGCCCAGCCGCUCCGUCCCUGCGAGCUGCAGAGGGAAAAGGCCUUUCUGAAGCAAGCAGACUACGUGCCGCAGUGCUCAGAGGAUGGCAGCUUCCAGCUUGUCCAGUGUCAGAAUGAUGGCCGCUCCUGCUGGUGUGUGGGUGCUAAUGGCAUAGAGGUACCAGGCAGCAGGCAGCCUGGACGACCAGUGGCUUGCCUGUCCUUCUGUCAGCUGCAGAAACAGCAGAUCUUGUUGAGUGGCUACCUGAACAGCACAGCCACAUCCUACCUCCCUCAGUGUGGGGACUCGGGGGAAUACACGCCCAUCCAGUGCGACGUGUGGCAGGAGCAGUGUUGGUGUGUGGACACAGAGGGCAUGGAGGUGUACGGGACCCGUCAGCGGGGCAGGCCAAGGCGAUGUCCCAGGAGCUGUGAAAUAAGAAACCGCCGUCUUCUCCAUGGGGUGGGGGACAAGUCGCCACCCCAGUGCUCAGCAGAUGGAGAGUUUCUGCCUGUCCAGUGCAAAUUCGUCAACACCACAGACAUGAUGAUCUUUGAUCUGGUCCAUAACUACAACAGGUUUCCAGAUGCAUUUGUGACCUUCAGCUCUUUCCGGAGCAGGUUCCCAGAGGUGUCUGGGUACUGUCACUGUGCCGACAGCCAAGGGCGGGAACUGGCUGAGACAGGUUUGGAAUUAUUGCUGGAUGAAAUUUAUGACACCAUUUUUGCUGGCCUGGACCUUGCUUCUACCUUCACUGAAACCACCCUGUACCGGAUAUUGCAGAGACGGUUCCUAGCAGUUCAAUUUCUCAUCUCUGGUAGAUUCCGAUGCCCCACGAAAUGUGAAGUGGAAGGGUUCACAGCAACCAGCUUUGGUCACCCCUAUGUUCCAAGCUGCCGCCGAAAUGGGGACUACCAGGCAGUGCAGUGCCAGACAGAUGGGCCGUGCUGGUGUGUGGAUGCUCAGGGGAAGGAAAUCCAAGGAACUCGGCAGCAAGGGGAGCCACCAUCGUGUGCUGACAACCAGUCUUGUGCCUCUGAACGGCGACGGGCCUUGUCCAGGCUCUACUUUGGGACCUCAGGCUACUUCAGCCAGCAUGACCUGUUUUCUUCCCUUGAGGAAGGACGAGGCUCUCAGCAGGUGGCCAGACUGGCAACAUCCUGCUCUUCAAUCAAGGAGCUCUUUGUCAACUCAGGCCUUCUCCACCCAAUGGUGGAAGGGCAGGGUCCACAGGUUUCCACCUCAGAAAGUCUCCUCAAAGAAGCUGUCCAAGUGCUUUUCCCCUCCCGACAGCUAGCUCAGCUUGCCCUUCAGUUUACCACCAACCCAAAGAGACUCCAGCAAAACCUCUUUGGAGGGAAAUUUUUGGAGAAUGUUGGCCAGUUUAACAUGUCUGGAGCCCUUGGCACAAGAGGCACAUUUAACUUCAGCCAGUUUUUCCAACAACUUGGUCUCUCGGGCUUCCAAAAUGGGGAGAGACUAGAAGAACCAGCUAAGCUGCUCUCUGUGAGACUGGAUCCAAAUUCUUCUGCAGAAACCCCUGAAACCUCUAAGAAGGGUGUUGCUAUGAAUAAGGCAAUUGUGGGCAGCUUUGGCUUUGAAGUUAACCUACAAGAGAACCAAAAUGCCCUAAAAUUCCUUGUGUCUCUUCUGGAGCUUCCAGAGUUCCUGCUUUUCUUGCAGCGUUCUAUUUCUGUGCCUGAAGAUGUAGCAAAGGAUUUAGGCGAUGUGGUCGAGAUGGUGCUCAGCUCCCAGACCUGUGAGCAGAGGCCUGGAAGGCUAUUUGUCCCAUCAUGCACAACAGAAGGACGCUAUGAGGAUGUCCAGUGCUUCACUGGAGAGUGCUGGUGUGUAGAUUCCCAGGGCAAAGAACUUCCUGGCUCGAGAGUCCAAGGAGGACGACCAAGGUGCCCCACGGAGUGUGAAAAGCAAAGGGCUGAUGUGCAAAGCCUCAUGGGUAGUCAGCCUGCUGGGUCCAGCUUGUUUUUCCCUGCUUGUACCAGUGAGGGACACUUCCUCCCUGUCCAGUGCUUCAACUCUGAGUGCUACUGUGUUGACAGUGAGGGUCAGGCCAUUCCUGGAACUCGAAGUAUAACUGGCGAACCCAAGCAGUGUCCCACACCCUGCCAGUUGCAGGCUGAGCAAGCUUUUCUCAGGACCGCGUCAGCCCUGCUGUCCAAUUCCAGCACGUCACCUGCCCGCUCUGUCCCUUACGUCCCCCAGUGCAGUGCUGAGGGGCAGUGGAGACGGGUGCAAUGUGACGGCCCCCCUGAGCAGGUCUUCGAGUGGCACCAAAGAUUGGAAGAUCUGAACCAGGGCUUGGAGCUGACCCUCACUGAGCUGCUAAUGAAGAUCAUGAGCUAUAGAGAAGCGGCUUCUGGAAACUUCCAUUUCUUUAUUCAAAGUCUGUAUGAGGCUGGUCUGCAAGGCAUCUUCCCAGUGCUGACACAGUACCCUUCUUUCCAAGACGUCCCACUGGCAGUACUGGAAGGGAAUAUAACUCAGCCAGAGAAGAACAUCCUCCUGGAGCCCUAUGUCUUCUGGCAGAUCCUAAAUGGCCAGCUUAGCCGAUACCCAGGUCCCUACUCAGACUUCAGCACCCCCCUGGCGCACUUUGACCUUCGGAAUUGCUGGUGUGUGGACGAGUCUGGUGGAGAACUGGAAGGAACGUGGGCUGGGCCAAGCACGUUCCCAGCAUGCGCUGGCUCCUGUGCGGAAGUGAAGCUCCGCGUGCUGCAGCUCAUGAGGGAAACGGAAGAGAUAGCCUCAGCCUCCAACAGCUCUCGGUUCCCCCUGGGAGAGAGUUUCCUAGUGGCCAAGGGAAUCCGGCUGAGCAGAGCAGAGCUGGGCCUUCCCCAGGGCGCCCCCUCCUGGGAGACCUUCUCAGAGAGGUUCCUGCGUGGGGAUGACGACCAUGCUGUUCUCUUGGCGGCUCUGUCUGCCUUAACCUUCUAUCAGAGACGCCGCUCUUCCCUGGACAACUGGGUGGAAGUACCCACCCUCCCGCGGUCUGGCCCCUACAUGCCGCAGUGUGAUGCAUUUGGAAACUGGGAGCCUGUGCAGUGCCAUGCUGGGACUGGGCACUGCUGGUGUGUGGACGGAAAAGGAGAGUUUGUCCCUGCCUCACUGACUACCCGGUCCCCACAGAUCCCUCAGUGCCCCACAACCUGUGAGAAGUCGCGAGCCAAUGGACUUCUUUCUGGUUGGAAACAGGCUGGAUCCCAAGGAAACCCAUCUCCAAAAGACCUGUUCAUCCCAGCUUGCCUAGAGACCGGAGAGCACUCCAGGCUGCAGGCGUCAGAGGCUGGUAUCUGGUGUGUGGACCCCACGUCGGGAGAACGGAUGCCGCCUGGCUCAAACAGCAGUGCCCAGUGCCCGGGCCUCUGUGAUGUGCUCAAGAGUGGAGUCCUCUCCAGGACAGUCGGCCUUGGCUUCAUCCCAGACUGUGAUGCACAGAAUGGAGGCUUUUCCCCAAUGCAAUGCGACCCUGACCAGAGCAGUUGCUGGUGUGUCACAGGCAGUGGAGAGGAGGUGUCCGAGACCCGCGUGGCUGGGAGCAAGCCUGCCUGUGAGAGUCCGCAGUGCCGGCUGCCGUUCGAUGCCUCAGGGUUGGCUGGAGGAGCAAUCCUGUGUGAGAGCGUCUUGGGUCCAGCAGGGGCUGUUGUCCAGCAGUGCCGGCUGCUGUGCCGCCAAGGCUACCGGAGUGUGUUCCCAGAAGGGCUCCUGGUGUGCAGCCUGGAGAGUGGACGCUGGGAGUCACCGCCUCCCCAGCCACGGGCGUGCCAGCGGCCCCAGCCGUGGCAGACCAUCCAGACCCAAGCGCACUUCCAGCUCCAGCUCCCGCCGGGCAAGAUGUGCAGCGUGGACUACGCGGGCCUGCUGUGGGCGUUCCGGGUCUUCAUAGGGGACGAGCUGAUGGCCCGUGGCUUCUGCCAGAUUCAGGUGAAGACUUUUGACACCCUGGUUUCCAUUCCUGUCUGUGACGACUCCUCCGUGCAGGUGGGGUGUGUGACCGGGGAGCGAUUAGGAGUGAAUGUCACAUGGAAAUCACGGCUGGAGGACAUCCCCGCGGCCUCUCUUCCUGAUUUGCACGACAUUGAGAGGGCCUUAGUGGGCAAGGACUUCCUUGGGCACUUUGCAGAUCUGAUCCAAAGUGGCAUGUUCCAGCUGCAUCUGGAUUCCAAGAUUUUCCCAGCAGACACCUCCAUCCGCUUCCUCCAAGGGGACCGCUUUAGCACCUCUCCCAGGACAUGGUUUGGGUGCUUGGAAGGAUUCCACCGAGUCUUGACCACCAGCGAGGACAGUCAAGACCCACUAGGGUGUGUUAAGUGUCCAGAAGGAAGCUACUCUCAAGAUGAGCGAUGCAUUCCCUGUCCCGUGGGAUCCUACCAAGAAGAGGCAGGUAGCUCGGCCUGUGUGCUGUGUCCUGAGGGCAGAAUGACCAUUUCCGAGGGAGCUUUCAGCCAGACUCACUGUGUCACCGACUGUCAGAGGAAUGAAGUGGGCCUGCAAUGUGACCAGGAUGGCCAGUACCGAGCCAGCCAGUGGGACGGGGGCAGUGGGAAGGCCUUCUGCGUGGACAGCGAGGGGCAGAGGCUGCCGUGGUCAGAAACAGAGGCGCCACUCAACGACUCUCAGUGUCUGAUGAUGCAAAAAUUCGAGGAAGCUCCAGAGUCAAAGGUGAUCUUCGAUGCCAACACUUCUGUGGCUGUUAGGUCCCAAGUCCCUGGCUCUGAAUUCCCACUGAUGCAGUGCUUGGCUGAUUGUGCAGCGGAUGAUGCCUGCAGCUUCCUCACUACGUCCAUGGUGGGCUCAGAGUUCUCAUGUGACUUCUACACAUGGACAAAUGACAACAUUGUCUGCACGACUUCUGGUCAGGAACAAGGUGCCCUGGGGAACUCAAAGGCCACCAGCUUUGGAAGUCUCGGAUGCCAGGUGAAAGUAAGGAGCCCUGGUCAAGCUUCUCUGGCUGUGUAUUUGAAAAAGGGCCAAGAAUUCACUGUGACACGUCAGAAGAGCUUUGAACCAACUGGUUUCCAAAACAUGCUUUCUGGAUUGUAUAGCCCUGUCGCAUUCUUAGGGGCCAAUCUGACCGAUGCCCACCUCUUCUGUCUUCUUGAAUGUGACCGUGAUCCGUGCUGCGAUGGCUUUGUCCUCACACAAAUCCCAGGAGGUCCCAUCCUCUGUGGGCUGCUGAGCAAUCCCGAUGUCCUGCUUUGCAAUACAGAAGACUGGAGGGACUCUGCUGAGGCCCAGGCCAGAGCCAUGUGUCCUGGCAUGACAUACGACCAGGAGAGCCGCCAGCUGACUUUGCGUCUGGGAGGCCAGGAGUUCACCAGGAGACUGAUGUCACUGCCAGGAUCCCAAGACACUUUUGCCCAUUUCCAGCAGGUUUAUCUCUGGAAAGAUUCUGACAUGGGGUCGCGGCCUGAGUCUCUGGAAUGUAGAAGAGACAUAGUACUGAGGCCAGCAUCACCAACAGAAUCAGGUUUGUCAACUGAACUCUUCUCCUCUGUGGACCUUGCCCGGGUCAUUGUCAGUGGAAACCAAUCUCUGCCUAGACAGCAGUACUGGCUUUUCAAGCACCUGUUUUCAGCCCAGCAGGCAAACCUGUGGUGCCUUUCUCGUUGUGUUCAGGAGGCGUCUUUCUGUCAGCUCGCAGAGGUAACAGAGACUGCACCCUUGUACUUCACCUGUACCCUCUACCCAGAGGCCCAGGUGUGUGACAACACUAUGGAGUCCAGUGCCCAGGGCUGCAGACUGGUCCUGCCCCAUGAACCGAAGGUCCUGUUCCAGAAGAAAGUGAUACUGGAAGAUAAAGUGAAGAACUUUUACACUCGCCUGCCAUUCCAGAAACUGAAGGGGAUUUCCAUCAGAAAUAAGGAACCUAUGUCUCAAAAAACCAUCUCUAGUGGGUUCUUUGAAUGUGAACGCCUAUGUGAUGUGGACCCGUGUUGCACUGGCUUUGGCUUUCUAAAUGUUUCCCAGUCAGAAGGAGGAGAGGUGGUGUGCCUCACUCUGAGCAGCUUGGGACUUCAGAUGUGCAGUGAGGAGAACGGUGGAGCCUGGAGCAUUUUGGACUGUAGCUUUCCUGACGUUGAAGUUCGCACCUAUCCCUUCGGCUGGUACCAGAAGCCCAUCACUCAAAAUCCUGCUCCCAGCUUUUGCCCUUCGGUUGCUCUGCCUUCCCUCACAGAGAAAGUCUCUCUGGACUUGUGGCAGCCCCUGGCCCUUUCUUCAGUAGUUGUUGAUCCAUCCAUCAAGAACUUUGAUGUUAUGCACAUCAGCACUGCUGCCAUCAGCAACUUUUCUGCUGCCCAAGACCUCUGCUUGUUAGAAUGUUCCCAGCACCAGGCUUGCCGCAUAGCAACUCUGCAAACCCGACCUGGGGCUGUAAGGUGUGUGUUCUACUCUGACAUCCAAAGCUGCACACAUAGCCUGCAGGGCCAGAACUGCCAAGUUCUGCUCCAUGAGGAGGCCACCCACGUCUACCGGAAGCCGGGCAUACCUCUGCUCAGCUAUGAGGCGUCUGUACCUUCUGUGCCUAUUGUCACCCAUGGCCAGCUGCUGGGCAGGUCUCAGGCUGUCCAGGUGGGCACAUCAUGGAAGCAAGUGGACCAGUUCCUUGGAGUUCCUUAUGCUGCCCCACCCCUGGCAGAGAGCCGUUUCCGGGCACCAGAGCCCUGGAACUGGACUGGCUCCUGGAAUGCCAGCAGGCCAAGGGCCAGCUGUUGGCAGCCAGGCAUCCUGAUGCCCACAUCUCUUGAAGUCAGUGAAGAUUGCUUAUAUCUCAAUGUGUUUGUCCCUCAGAACAUGGCACCCAACGCAUCUGUGCUGGUGUUCUUCCACAACAUGGUGCAGGGCGACGGGAGUGCAGCAUGGCCCACGGUCGAUGGCUCCAUCUUGGCUGCUGUUGGCGACCUCAUCGUGGUCACUGCUAGCUACCGAGUGGGUGUUUUCGGCUUCCUGAGUUCUGGGUCUGGAGAGGCAAGUGGCAACUGGGGGCUGCUGGACCAGGUGGCAGCUCUGACCUGGGUACGCACCCACAUUGGAGCAUUCGGCGGAGACCCUCGCCGUGUGUGCUUGGCAGCAGACCGUGGCGGGGCUGACGUGGCCAGUAUCCACCUCCUCAAAACCAGAGCCACUGACUCCAGACUCUUCCGGAGGGCUGUGCUGAUGGGAGGCUCUGUGCUCUCGCCGGCUGCUGUCAUCAGCCUUGAGAGGGCCCAGCAGCAGGCAGCUGCUUUAGCAGAGGAGGUCAGCUGCCCCACCUCAUCCAGCCAAGAAGUGGUGUCCUGUCUCCGCCAGAAGCCUGCCAACAUCCUCAAUGAUGCCCAGACCAAGCUCCUGGCCGUGAGUGGCCCUUUCCACUACUGGGGUCCUGUGGUCGAUGGCCUGUACGUUCACGAGGCUCCAGCCAGAGCGUUGCAGAGGUCUCCACAAAUGAAGGUCGAUCUGCUCAUUGGGAGUUCUCAGGACGACGGACUCAUCAACAGAGCCAAGGCCGUGAAGCAAUUUGAAGAACGUCAGGGCAGGACCAAUAGCAAAACAGCCUUUUACCAGGCCCUGCAGAACUCCCUGGGUGGCAAAGACUCAGAUGCCCGUGUCCAGGCUGCUGCUACGUGGUUCUACUCCCUGGAACAUUCCACAGAUGACUAUGCCACCUUCUCCCAGGCUCUGGAGAAUGCUACCCGGGACUACUUUAUCACCUGCCCAGUGAUCGACAUGGCCAGUGCCUGGGCAAGGAGGGCCCAAGGAAAUGUUUUCAUGUACCACGCUCCCAAAACCUAUGGCCAUGACAGCCUGGGGGUGCUGGCAGAUGUACAGUAUGCCUUCGGGCUUCCCUUCCACCCUGCCUACGACGGGCAGUUUUCUCUGGAGGAGAAAAGCCUGUCAUUGAAAAUCAUGCAAUACUUUUCUAACUUCAUCCGAUCGGGAAAUCCUAACUACCCUCAUGAGUUCUCACAGAAAGCCCCCGGAUUUGCAGCCCCCUGGCCUGACUUUGUCCCCAGUGCGGGUGGAGAGAGCUACAAGGAGUUCAGUGCCCUGCUCCCAAGUCGGCAGGGCCUGAAGAAAGCAGAGUGCUCCUUCUGGUCCAAGUACAUUCGGUCUCUGAAGGCGACAGCAGAUGGAGACAAGGAUGAGCUGCCAGCAGAAAGUGACGAGGAGGAGUUGACAGCUGGACCUGGGCUGCGGGAAGACCUCCUGGGUGUCCCAGGACCAGGCUCUAAGAGCUACAGCAAGUGACAAUCCCCAGAGUGCCCUCACUACCCCAUCUCAGACUGCCCACCGUGGUCACCUUAUUUUCCAAAAUAGCCACUUACUU
Molecule: messenger RNA, 8386 nt
Organism: Otolemur garnettii (small-eared galago)
Lineage: Eukaryota; Metazoa; Chordata; Mammalia; Primates; Galagidae
Gene: TG
Product: thyroglobulin
Exons: 48
Coding region: 1-8307 (2768 amino acids)
Biological process (GO): thyroid hormone generation
Source: RefSeq, a predicted model, not a curated record